Molecule: messenger RNA, 1032 nt
Organism: Coturnix japonica (Japanese quail)
Lineage: Eukaryota; Metazoa; Chordata; Aves; Galliformes; Phasianidae
Gene: MLF1
Product: myeloid leukemia factor 1
Source: RefSeq, a predicted model, not a curated record
CUGGGACGCGUCACGUGGGCGAGCGGGCGCCGCCGUGAGGGGCCGUGGGGGCGGUGGGCGCUCAGUGCGCGCGGGGCCGCAGCCAUGUUCGGGGCCAUGGGCCGGUGGUUCGAGGACGAUCCGUUCUUCCGCGAUCCUUUUGCCGCACACCAUGAACACAUGCGGCAGAUGAUGAGGAGCUUUUCUGAUCCCUUUGGCCGAGAUCCAUUUCUCAGUGUAACAGAUGGCAGGGAGAGAACGGUGGAUCGAAGAGCACGCCAGGAUUCUCAGGUUGCUCUAAGAGGAAAUCAAAGAGCCAUGAGCUAUUCCCUCAUGCCCUUUUCAGGCUUUGGUAGAAUGCAGGAUGCAGAUUUUGGGGAUCCCUUUCUUGCGAUGGACAGAAUGAUGUCAAAUAUGAGGAACAGCAUGUUGGAGAUGCAGAGAAAAUUUGAUGACCUGUCAGUCCAUCCAGAUGCACACACCUUCAGCUCCUCCUCUGUGAUGACAUAUUCCAAAGUAGGAGAUGAACCUCCCAAAGUUUUCCAAGCUGCAGCUCAGACACGCACAGCUCCGGGAGGUGUUAAGGAGACAAGAAAAGCACUCAAGGAUUCUGAAAGUGGAGUGGAAAAAAUGGCUAUUGGUCAUCACAUCCGUGAUCGUGCCCACGUUGUAAAAAAAUCAAAGAACAGGAAGACUGGUGAUGAAGAAAUGAACCAAGAAUUCAUCAACUUGGAUGAAAAUGAGGCUCAGUCUUUUGAUGAGGAGUGGCAGAAAGAGAUUUCCAAGUUCAGGCCAUCGAGAAGCAGGUGCAAUUUAGAUGCUCCGAAAUACAGCAGCGUUCAGCACACACGUAAGGAAGAUGGAAGAGAGAAACCACUCACAUCUGUGGGCUCCAGGGGACCCAGAGCUUCCAUGGAGAAUGACCUCAGUGUGAAAGGAACACAAGUCCCCAUCAAAAGCAGCAAGAAAUAGUUCAUUGGGAGGGAGUUGGUACAGAAAAAAACAAUGGUGCUGCACUGCUUAUGUCAAUAUAAGUAUACAACGUACAUAUGA